AUGGAUUUGCAGACCUUUCGCCUCGAAGGAGACCUUAUCACCUACAAUUCUGCUCUGAGUGCCUCGGCACGAGGGACGGCUUGGGAAGUGGCUCUGGCGCUCUGCGCGCUGCUGCAGAGGAGUCGGCUGCAGCAGGACUCCGUGACGGAAAGCACCCUUGUGAGUGCCGUCUCUAGGGCCGGUGAUUGGGAGAGUGCCUUGCAGCUGAUUCGCGGAUCCGCAUCCCACGACCUCGUUGGCUACAACAACGUGCUAUCUUCUCUGCGGCACUGGAGGCGUGCAGCGGCACUCCUAGCCGACCUCCGCCAGUGUUUGCGAAUG
Symbiodinium sp. CCMP2456 is the source of this 321-nucleotide messenger RNA. The record is from the annotation of a GenBank genome assembly. NCBI's taxonomy places the organism in Eukaryota, Dinophyceae, Suessiales, Symbiodiniaceae.